AGAGAGCUUCUGUAGAGACGCUGCUUCUUCUACCUCUCCAAACCCCUAGACGUUCCCCUUCACUUUUCCACCCCAAUUUUCCAUCACUUUCACGAGAAAAUUCCCCCACAAAUCCAAAUGGCCACUCGCAUCGCCCUCCGCCUCAAAUCCCACCUCCUCCGCACCACAACCCCGAUCCACCACCACCCCGUAUUCAAAUCUCCACCUUCCAUCUUCUCCCUCCUCUCCACCCCCCAUCUCCACCCUCCAUCAAAUCCCCACCUCCCCUUCACUCUCCGCUUCCUCUCCACCACCCGCCGCGGUCCGACCCGCCCCAAACCCGUCGACAUCGGAGCCCGGGCUCGCCAGCUCCAAACCCGCCGCCUCUGGACCUACGCCCUGACCUUCAGCUGCAUCGCCGGAUUCAUUGUCAUCGUCCUCAACAGCUUCCAAGACCAGCUCGUCUUCUACGUCACUCCAACCGACGCUAUCGAGAAAUACUCCGCAAACCCUAGCAAGAGCAAGUUCCGGGUCGGCGGCCUCGUCCUUGAAGGUAGCGUUGUCCAGCCGUCUUCCUCGCCGGAGAUGGAGUUCGUCGUCACCGAUUUGAUGACCGAUAUCUUGGUCCGGUACAAGGGAUCAUUGCCCGAUUUGUUCCGGGAGGGCCACUCGGUGGUGGUGGAGGGAUUUGUGAAGCCUUUCACGGAGGAGAUUCGGAGGGAAAUUUCGACGAAAAGCAUAUCGGAAAAGGCUAGGAGCGGCGAGUGCUACUUUGCCGCCACGGAGGUUUUGGCCAAGCAUGACGAGAAGUACAUGCCGGGUGAAGUUGCUGCGGCCAUAGAGAAGAAUAAGAAGAAGCUGGAGGAGGCAGGUGCCGGUGCCGUUGCCGGUGAAGGUGAAGCUGCUAAAGAUGGUAAAGAUGCUAAGAGCAAGUAGAUUGAUGGGUAUGAGUUAAAUUUUGUAUCUUUUUUGAUUAUAUUUCGAUUUUGUUAGUAUAUAUUAGGUGAUUGGAGAAACUGGGUUACACUUGGAUAGUUGGAUAAUUGGAUGAUUGAUCCAAAAGGAUUAAUCUUUAGGUGAGGGAAUAGGCAUUGGUACUGAGGAAAAGAGAUGAAUUUUUGGAAAUUUGAGGCGUUAGAGUUUCAAAUUUUGUUGUUGUAGUGAUAUAAUCUCUCUGUUGAAUUCUAUAGUUCUUCAUUUUGAAUGAGUAAAUCAAUAAUGCCAUUAAUUGGGAACGGCAUAGCGAAAUUGUAAUUCUUGGCAUGAGUUGUAUGAAUCUGAUAACUUUGAGAAUUUACAUUCGAGAUGUUUCAUAUUGUCGAGAACA
Messenger RNA from Pyrus x bretschneideri (Chinese white pear), 1306 nucleotides. RefSeq names its product cytochrome c-type biogenesis protein CcmE homolog, mitochondrial-like. Gene Ontology annotation, molecular function: heme binding. Gene Ontology annotation, biological process: cytochrome complex assembly; protein-heme linkage. The record is from RefSeq and is a predicted model, not a curated record. Gene Ontology annotation, cellular component: plasma membrane. Lineage: Eukaryota; Viridiplantae; Streptophyta; Magnoliopsida; Rosales; Rosaceae.